UGACGUUCUCGCUGAUCACGUGGUGUGCCAGUCAGCUGACUGCCGUCUUCCGGGUUGUCGGUCGGUGUUUACUUUGUGAGCGGCUCCUGUUCGUGAUUUGUGCGGCUGAAGUCGAAGUCAGUGAAGUGUGGAGCAGCCAUGAACGCCUCAGACAGUGACGAGGACUCCUAUAAUGAGAGGACGGCGUUGGUCCCGUCUGAGAAUCCAGUGGUGCCAUCCUACAGACCAGAUUCUGACCUCACGCCUCCCAAUGAUGCCCCGUCCAAAAAGCCUGUGGCGAGCAGGAGGGCGCGUCCGGCUGCUGUGGACAGCGGCGGUGGCGGCGGCUCGGAUCAGGAGGUGGACGCAGACGAUGAAGAGCUGACUCUGAAGUAUGGAGCCAAGCACGUCAUCAUGCUGUUCAUCCCCGUCACCCUCUGCAUGGUGGUGGUGGUUGCCACCAUCAAGUCGGUCAGCUUCUACACUGAGAAGACCGACCAGCAGCUGAUCUACACACCGUUCACGGAGAACACGGCGUCCGUGGGACGCCGGCUCCUCCACUCCUUCCUCAACACCAUCAUCAUGAUCAGUGUCAUCGUGGUCAUGACCAUCUUCCUGGUCGUCCUCUACAAGUAUCGCUGCUACAAGUUCAUCCACGGCUGGCUCAUCCUGUCCUCCCUCAUGCUGCUCUUCUGGUUCAGCUUCAUGUACCUGGGCGAGGUGUUUAAGACGUACAACCUGGCGGUGGACUACCCGACAGUGGGGGUGAUCAUCUGGAACUUUGGGACGGUGGGGAUGAUCUGUAUCCACUGGAAGGGCCCUCUCCAGCUGCAGCAGGCCUACCUGAUCCUCAUCAGCGCCCUCAUGGCCCUCGUCUUCAUCAAAUACCUUCCCGAGUGGUCGGCCUGGGUCAUCCUGGGAGCCAUCUCCAUCUACGACCUGGUGGCCGUCCUGUCGCCCAAAGGUCCUCUCAGGAUGUUGGUGGAGACGGCUCAGGAACGCAACGAGCCCAUCUUCCCCGCCCUCAUCUACUCCUCUGCCAUGAUGUGGACGGUGGGGAUGGCGAACCCGACAGACGCUCAGCGCUCGGGACAUGAAACAGAUGAGGAGGCGGAGCAGAGCAGCAGGGGGGCGGAGCCUGAGAGCCGUCAGUCACGGCCAUUUCCUGAAGACGACCUGGAGGAGGAGGACCGAGGGGUGAAGCUCGGUCUCGGUGAUUUCAUCUUCUACAGCGUUCUGGUUGGAAAAGCCGCAGCGACGGGUGGAGACUGGAACACCACGCUCGCCUGCUUCGUCGCCAUUCUUAUCGGCCUGUGUCUGACUCUGCUGCUGUUGGCCAUCUUUAAGAAAGCUCUGCCGGCGCUGCCCAUCUCCAUCACCUUCGGCCUGGUCUUCUACUUCUCCACAGACUUCCUGGUUCAGCCUUUCAUGGACAACUUGGCUGCUCACCAGUUCUACAUCUGAGAGGCCCCGCCCACCUCACCUGCAGCCUCCUCCCCAUCAUCGUCGUUGUCUUUAUCUUUAUCACGUUCGUCCUGCAGGCCCGCCACCAUCUGUUGAUGUAAUGCACAAAGACUUCUUCCUUCUACCACAGGAAGUGAUGUAAUGCAGACAAGAAGCUGGCUGCAGGUUACCUGGUUGUGUCUGUUCACCUGAUGAUGAACAGUUUAACGCUAGCUGUGACAUCGGUUUCAGAAACCAGAAAGCACCACGGCGGCGAGUGAUAGGCCGAUGCUCCUGUCAGUCAAAGUAAACAAACCUGUAAAGAUUCACUCUGCAGACGUGAGGUCAUCUGUGACCUCAUCUGUUACAUCCCCUGUUGUGCUGUAUAACUUCCUCGCCGACUUCAGUAAACACAGGUGAAAGGUC
Epinephelus fuscoguttatus (brown-marbled grouper) is the source of this 1848-nucleotide messenger RNA. It is a transcript of the gene psen2, whose product is annotated as presenilin 2. The record is from RefSeq and is a predicted model, not a curated record. Gene Ontology annotation, cellular component: lysosomal membrane; membrane raft; neuromuscular junction. Lineage: Eukaryota; Metazoa; Chordata; Actinopteri; Perciformes; Serranidae. Bases 139 to 1443 code for a protein of 434 amino acids. Gene Ontology annotation, biological process: calcium ion transport; Notch receptor processing; negative regulation of apoptotic process. Gene Ontology annotation, molecular function: aspartic endopeptidase activity, intramembrane cleaving. The transcript is spliced from 11 exons.